AUGCUCCAGUCCCGUACUUCCUCCAUUGCUUCGGCCUCGGCCUCUGCUGCUGCGGCUGCCUUUCGCCCGCUGGCGGCGGCAGAGGGUUUUGCGGCCGCUGCGCCAGUCCUCGUCAUCGAUACCAACAUUGCUCUCCAUCAGAUCGAUCUGCUGGAGAGGGCCGAUGCCCUUGUCAACAUUGUUGUCCUCCAGACAGUUCUCGGUGAAGUCUCGGCUCGCUCGGCGCAGCUCUACUCCCGCCUGAGGGCUCUGACCUCGGACUCGGCCCGCUGUGUCUACGUCUUCUCCAACGAGCACCACCGCAAGACCUACAUCGAGCGCGUCAAGGGCGAGUCGCCCAACGAUCGCAACGAUCGCGCCAUCCGUGUUGCUGCAAAGUGGUAUCAUGACCACCUGGCAUCCGUCCCGCUCACCCGCGACCAGCUCGCCGAGUUGCAGCUCGCCAAGGCAAAGAUGACCAAGGCCGCCGCUGCCACCGCUCCGGCCAGCCUCGUCCGCAGCAUGGCCGAUGGCGAUGGCAAGGCCCGUAAGGUCAUCCUCAUUUCGGACGAUGUGGCCAACUGCGCCGCUGCCCGAGAGGACGGCCUCGAGGCUUACGGCAUUGCCGACUACCUCGCGGCCUACCUCCCGCACGAGCCGAAGCUCCUCGACCUGGUGGCCAAGCCCAAGGCCGGCGCUGGCGGCCGUGAGUUCUCCAGUGGCCGCGAGCCGAUCUUCCCUAAGCACCUCGACGAGUCCGAGGUUCUCGCUGGUGUCCGCGCCGGCAAGUACGUGCAGGGCAAGUUCUACCAGGACGUCCGCAACGUGCUGCAGGGCUCGGUGACUCGCGGCGAGGUCGGCGUCCCAGUCCUCAUCUCGGGCGUGGUCGACAUCAACCGCGCGUUUGACGGCGACGUUGUCGCCGUCGAGCUCUAUCCCGAGUCCGAGUGGGCCGCCGAGUCGGAUCUGCUCGUCGACGGUGACGCCGCCGCGGCCAACGACGACGGCGACCCGGACGGCGACACGCUCUCCCUCGAGGCGGCGUCCAAGGACGCGGCCCAGAGCGCGGGCGAGAUCCGCCCGCGCGGCAAGGUUGUCGGCAUUGUUAAGCGCAACUGGCGCCGGUACUGCGGUCAUCUGCUGCCGCGCAAGUCGGACCGCCCGGGCCGCCCCUCGCCGGGCAAGUACCUCUUUGUGGCCAACGUCCGCCACCUCCCGCGCAUCCGCAUCCACACCACCCAGCCGGCGUCGCUGCUUGGCAAGCGGAUCAUGGUCGCCGUCGAUGGAUGGGACCGCUACUCCAAGUACCCGUCGGGCCACUACGUCCGGGUCCUCGGCGAUGUGGGCGACAAAGAGACCGAGAACGAGCUCCUGCUCCUGGAGCACGACAUUUCGUACGAGCCGUUCUCACAGGCCGUCCUCGACUGCCUCCCGCCGUGCCCGUACGUCAUCUCGCCGAAGGAGAUUGCCAAUCGCGUCGACCUCCGCGAGUCCCGCGUGGUGUGCUCCAUCGACCCGCCGGGCUGCACAGACAUUGACGACGCGCUCCACGUCCAGCGGCUGGCCAACGGCAACUUUGAGGUCGGCGUCCACAUCGCCGACGUCUCACACUACGUCAAGCCCGGGACCGCCAUCGACGCCGAGGCUGCCGCCCGCGGCACCACCGUCUACCUUGUCGACCGUCGCAUCGACAUGCUCCCGUCGUACCUCGGAACCGACCUCUGCUCGCUCAAGCCGCGCGUCGACCGCCUCGCCUUUUCGGUCGUGUGGGAGCUGACGCCCGAGGCCGAGACCGUCUCGGUCGCCUUCCACAAGUCAAUCAUCCGCUCGGUCCACGCUUUUUCGUACGGUGAGGCCCAGGCCAAGAUCGAUUCGGACGACGACGACGUGGUGGCGCGCAACCUCCGCGACCUCCUCGCCCUCUCGCGCAAGCUUCUCGCCCGGCGCAAGGCCGCAGGCGCGCUCACCCUCUCCUCGCCCGCCGUCCACUUUGAGCUCGACUCGGAGACGUCUGACCCGCUCUCGACCUCGAUCUACGAGCUGCGCGAGACGAACUCGCUGGUGGAGGAGUUUAUGCUCCUCGCCAACACCACCGUGGCCAAGCAGAUCCUUGGAGCCUUCCCGUCAUCGGCCAUGCUUCGCCGGCACCCUGCGCCGAACCCGGAGCGCUUUGAGGCGCUCAUCACCGCCAUCCGCGCCUCGUCGCACCUCUUUGACGCCGGCGACGAGCUCACCUUUGACGUCUCAUCGAACCGCUCGCUGGCGACCUCGCUCGAUGCCGCCACCUCGACGGCCAACCCGUACCUCAACACCCUGCUCCGCAUCCUCACCACCCGUUGCAUGCAGCCGGCAGCCUACUUUUGCUCGGGCAACGAGGACUCGUACGAGCACUUUGGCCUCGCCGCACCGCUCUACACCCACUUCACCUCGCCCAUCCGCCGCUACUCGGACGUCAUUGUCCAUCGCCAGCUCUACGCCUCGCUCUCCAAGACGCACGAGUCGCACCCCUCGCUCGUCAACCGCAACCUGCUCUCGGCCAUUGUCGACAACCUCAAUCUCCGCCACCGCAACGCCCAGUUUGCCGCCCGAUCCUCGGUCGACCUCCACACCCUCAUCUUCUUCAAGGACAAGGUCGUCGUCGAGGACGCCUACGUCCUCGCCACAAAACUCAACGGCAUCGUUGUCCUCGUGCCCAAGUUUGGCGUCCAGGGCCACGUCACCUUUUCGCGUGCCGAUGAGCCGUCGCCGCUCGACUAUGACGCCAAGACCCAGACUCUGCGCCAUCCCGAGACCGGCGACCUUGUCCUCGCCAUGUUCCAGCCUGUCCGCGUCCGCAUCUCGGUCAAGACCAACGCCAACCUCCGCCGCUACCUCAACGUCGAGCUGGUGGAGCCGUCGCUGGCGAGCUUGCUCGGAGUCGACAACGACGAGCCCGCCGCCGGUCCCGCCCCUAUGGACGUCGCCGGAUCGGACAAGUACUCGCUCGACGACGUGCUCGCUCUCGGCCGCGACGACGACGACGACGGCGACGAGGCGACAAAGUCAUCCGAGGCUGCCAAAGCUCCCACCUCGGGCUCAAAGCGCCGCGUUCGCGAUGCCGACUUGUCGCAGAACAAGGGCGGUGCCGCCGUGGCCGACGACGAGACGCCGGCCAAGCGCGCCAAGCUCAUGCACGAUGGCGAGGCUCUUGCGGCUGCGUCGCUGGCUGCUGCCAAGAGUAAGUCCAAGGCCAAGGCCAAGGCCAAGACCAAGGCCAAGGCCAAGGCCAAGGGCAAAGGCAAGAGCAAGUGAGUGAAACAGCUGUAAAGAAAGACCGACAAGG
Thecamonas trahens ATCC 50062 is the source of this 3301-nucleotide messenger RNA. Its product is annotated as exosome complex exonuclease RRP44. The transcript is spliced from 2 exons. NCBI's taxonomy places the organism in Eukaryota, Apusomonadida, Apusomonadidae. Gene Ontology annotation, biological process: rRNA catabolic process. The record is from RefSeq and is a predicted model, not a curated record. Gene Ontology annotation, cellular component: nuclear exosome (RNase complex); cytoplasmic exosome (RNase complex). The coding region runs from base 1 to 3270 and encodes 1089 amino acids. Gene Ontology annotation, molecular function: RNA binding; endonuclease activity; 3'-5'-RNA exonuclease activity.